Hyaloscypha bicolor E is the source of this 2306-nucleotide messenger RNA. Its product is annotated as general substrate transporter. The transcript has 5 exons. Gene Ontology annotation, biological process: carbohydrate transport; transmembrane transport. Lineage: Eukaryota; Fungi; Ascomycota; Leotiomycetes; Helotiales; Hyaloscyphaceae. Gene Ontology annotation, molecular function: carbohydrate:proton symporter activity. The coding region runs from base 394 to 1917 and encodes 507 amino acids. The record is from RefSeq and is a predicted model, not a curated record. Gene Ontology annotation, cellular component: membrane.
CCCGGUGUCAAGCCUAUGCGCACAAAUGAGAGACGACACGGACUAUUCAUGUCUCACUUCUGUCGAAUAGUCUUUGGUCUGUCAAGUCAAGCAAUUAACCUGACUUUUUAUCCAUGCGGCUGGGAUGAUUCCCGGCUAGUAUACUGCAUUACUGGAGUCAUGAUCCAACAUUCUAUCAAGCUGAGGCACGCUAGCGGCUGUGGGGACUGGGGACCCCGCUCGGUGCCAUACGGUCGGAUUCUCUAGCAGAAGGCUAUAUAACUCGCGACCUUCUCGACAUCCCUCUCGACAUCUCUCGACGUCAGUGUUGUCUCUACUCAACUUCCUCAACAUACGAGCAGGCAACCCUUCCUAUCCCCGGUUUCUUUACAAGUCACCCAUUUGCCUCCCAACAUGGCAAUCAAUCCUAGGACCUACCAAUUUUUGGUUGGUGUUUUUGCUUCGUUAGGCUCGUUCCUUUUUGGAUACGAUCUCGGUGUGAUUGGUGGCGUCGUCGCAUCCAAAUCCUUUGAGUCUACUUUCAAAAAUCCAGGCGCAAAUGAGGUCGGCGCUGUGGUCUCUGUUUUUACCGGCGGCGCCUUCGUUGGUGCUGCUAUUGCCGGACCUGCUGGUGAUUGGUUUGGUCGCAGAAUGACCAUUAUGAUGGGUGCCAUCGUCUUCUGCUUAGGAGGCGGCCUCCAGUCAGCUGCUCAGAAUCUCGGGUUUUUGUACUCUGGAAGACUUAUUGCGGGAUUGGGUGUUGGGAUCAUGGUUAUGAUCAUUCCACUAUACCAAGCCGAGAUUGCUCAUCCUUCUAUUCGUGGACGUAUCACAGGUCUCCAACAGUUUAUGUUAGCCAUUGGAGCCACUGUCGCUGCUUGGACUACCUAUGGCACCAAUCUCCACCUUGGUCCUACAAACAACAACCAAUGGCGCAUUCCCCUUGGAAUCCAGAUUGUUCCUGCUGGAAUAUUGGCCAUUCUUAUUCUUCUCUUCCCAGAGUCUCCAAGAUGGCUCAUCGAUCACGGCAAGUCGGAACAAGGCUUGGAAACACUAGCUCGACUACACGCCAGCGGUAACGACCAGGACGUCUGGGUGCGAUCCGAAUAUGAGCAGAUCGAAGCUGCCAUCGCCCACGAGCAUGAAAACUCUGCUAAAGGGUAUCACGAUUUGUUUACGAACAGGUCAAGCUUCCGACGUCUCGUUCUUGUAACGGCUCUCCAAGCAUCUGUACAGAUGACUGGUGUAUCAGCAAUUCAAUACUUCUCCCCGCAAAUUUACGCCACCUUGGAGAUCCCUACUCAAGAUGCGUUGAAGUACCAAGGCGUUAGCAACAUUCUAUCAACUCUGGCAAUUCUUUGCACGAUUCUCUUCAUCGACCGACUUGGCCGCCGAUGGCCCUUGAUCAUUGGCAACCUGAUUAACUGUCUCUGUUUCAUCAUCGUCACAGCCGCAAUCGCCUCUUUUCCAAACGCGUCGCGCUCGAGUCAACAUUCCUUAGGCUGGGCUUUUAUCGCGACGAAUUGGGUGUACCAGAUAUCGUUCUCAUUCACGUGUGGCUCUCUCUCGUGGAUAAUUCCUGCUGAGAUUUUCGAUACCAAGACCAGAUCCAAAGGUGUUUCUCUCGGCGCGAUGGUCUCAUUCGCCUUCAACACGAUGAUCGGACAAGUCACUAGCCCAGCUAUCAACAGCAUCAACUGGCGCUACUUUCUGCUGUUUGUUGUAUGCAACUUUACUAAUGCCAUCUUCUUCUGGGCGUUUAUGCCUGAGACUGCGAAGCGCCCACUGGAGGAGAUGAACGCCUUGUUUAGCGGUUCGUCCUGGUUUGUUCCGACAAUGAGGAAGGAGGACUUUGAGACCCAUGAUCUAGAACAGAGACUGGCAGAAAACGAACAGAAGGAAAAGGCAAUAGCUGUUGAGCAUUCCGCGGAGGACUGAGGCUCCUUUGGUGUGGAUCUUGAAAGGGUGAAGCGAUGGCAUACGGCCCUUCUGUGUAUCGUUGCAAGUUUCGCAAGCCCAGAGUCGCCCCUAAUCUCACAUGUAAUCCGAUAUUUGCUCUCAAUGAGAAGGUCCUACAUUAUACUUAUUGAUAGCGUCCACUACCAUGUCUAGGGACAGCACUUCAUCCCUCUAUAGCAAUUACAUAAUCUAUAUUCUUUCUAUUGCUGUUGGCAGAAGUGUGGAUUGGUCAUGAAGUCAUAUAUAGUGGCAGAUGUUUGUCUUCAUUCUCUGUUAUCUCCUUGAUUUGCAUUUCUAUUCUGUAUCUCUUUUCCUAAUAUUUGGUGGCUGCUACGUCGUGCCUAUCUUGAUCCCCGGUCCAUGUUCAG